Molecule: messenger RNA, 509 nt
Organism: Acanthoscelides obtectus
Lineage: Eukaryota; Metazoa; Arthropoda; Insecta; Coleoptera; Chrysomelidae
Source: the annotation of a GenBank genome assembly
UUUGGUUACCACCACGCGAAGAUCAUUACAUCAGGGUCAUAUGACAGCACACACUUUCUCUUUCCUUAAAUACGUUAUGUGUUUUAAUCUAAUGAUAACCAAGAGUGCGUGAGUGAGAAUAUACGGUAAAUAGUCUAUUUUUCUUGCAUCUUCUGAAAUGGAUUGCCGUUUUUUGGUACUGACCGUCUUCCUCGCUUUGCUGUCAACAGCCUUCGCACAAUUCGAGAUAGUCCGUGACCUCAUCGAGUUCAACGUAGCCGGACAUCCGGUGCUUCACAAGGACCAAAAGUGGCCGUUCGAUCCGGAAAUAGGCAAGAGAAGAUCCAGGCAGUACCAAGAGCUUAACGGGGUACUUGGUGAAAAGGCCAUCGAACGACUGGGACUCGGAAUUGACGGAUACGAUAGAGAGAGGCUCGCCAAGCAAAGAGCCAGGGACGAAGGACAUUUGAACGGUGUGGAUUACUUGACACCUUGAGUUAUGCACUAUGUUAAUAUAUUUUAAGAUCUGA